AUGAAAUCAAAUGAGACCCAGGCUCAGGCCGGUCUACAGGGUCUGAGGGAGACCCAGGCUCAGGCCGGUCUACAGGGUCUGAGGGAGACCCAGGCUCAGGCCGGUCUACAGGGUCUGAGGGAGACCCAGGCUCAGGCCGGUCUACAGGGUCUGAGGGAGACCCAGGCUCAGGCCGGUCUACAGGGUCUGAGGGAGACCCAGGCUCAGGCCGGUCUACAGGGUCUGAGGGAGACCCAGGCUCAGGCCGGUCUACAGGGUCUGAGGGAGACCCAGGCUCAGGCCGGUCUACAGGGUCUGGGGGAGACCCAGGCUCAGGCCGGUCUACAGGGUCUGAGGGAGACCCAGGGUCAGGCCGGUCUACAGGGUCUGAGGAGGACUGGGUCUGGUCUGGUCCCACCUCAGUGUUAA
Knipowitschia caucasica is the source of this 408-nucleotide messenger RNA. NCBI's taxonomy places the organism in Eukaryota, Metazoa, Chordata, Actinopteri, Gobiiformes, Gobiidae. The record is from the annotation of a GenBank genome assembly.